Miniopterus natalensis is the source of this 246-nucleotide messenger RNA. It is a transcript of the gene COX7B2, whose product is annotated as cytochrome c oxidase subunit 7B2. Gene Ontology annotation, cellular component: mitochondrion; respiratory chain complex IV. Gene Ontology annotation, biological process: mitochondrial electron transport, cytochrome c to oxygen. Lineage: Eukaryota; Metazoa; Chordata; Mammalia; Chiroptera; Miniopteridae. The record is from RefSeq and is a predicted model, not a curated record.
AUGAUGUUUCCCUUCGCUAGAAAUAUAUUAAGAAGUCUCAAGAUGCGAAGCAUUCAGCAAAUUGGGGCAAGGCAGAGCCAUAGAAAACACUCCCCAGAUUUUCAUGACAAAUAUGGUAACACUGUGCUAGCCAGUGGAACCACUUUCUGUGUUGUUGCGUGGAUAUUUACAGCCACACAGAUUGGAAUACGGUGGAAUCUGUCCCCUGUUGGCAGAGUCACCCCAAUAGAGUGGAAUGAUGAGUAA